Molecule: messenger RNA, 1992 nt
Organism: Puccinia triticina
Lineage: Eukaryota; Fungi; Basidiomycota; Pucciniomycetes; Pucciniales; Pucciniaceae
Exons: 4
Coding region: 1-1992 (663 amino acids)
Source: RefSeq, a predicted model, not a curated record
AUGAGCAAACCCAUUCAGCCCAACAAAACAGUGGCGACCAAGCCCGUCAAAACUCAGUCCAAUCAUCAGUCUACCAAUCAACAACCACCGUUGAUUCUCCCUCACGUGUCACCUCAUCAAGGUCCAUCCAAGGAUGCCGCAGGCGCCCGAAGUUUUGUCACUCAGACAUGGACCAUCCCUGAUCGACCAAAACCUGGCCGAAAGCCUAAACAGAAACCCGCCGCAGAAACGAAGCAGCCAACACACCAAGUACAGCAGGAGAGCAUCUGUAAUGAUGGCCAUCUUAUCGAUAGUACCGCCAAGAACAAGUCACCCUCUCUCAUAGAACUUGAACCGCCUAGAAAAUCGAAAGAUCUCGACACAACCACUUCCCCAGGAGCUCUACAACAGGCUUAUAUCAAUUCGUUAGAAGCAAAAGUCCACAGUCUUCAAUCCCACGAAUCCGAACAGGUGAAUUACUACAAGACCCUCGCCUCACAAUCUACUUCAAAGAACGAAAAGAUCCAAAAUGAAAACGAUGUGUUGCAAUCACAAAUCAAAAUCUUGAGGGGAGAGGUCUUGAGGUUGCGGAAGCGAAUCUCGCAGCUCGUUAAAAAACCUACGACAGACAAUCAACAAAAGCCUAUUGUCGUUGAAGACGAGGCUUCUCCUCCCAAAGAGUCCAAAGUCCGCAAGCAAGCGUCUUAUCCCGAUGUCGAUAGUACCUGUUCCCUCGAGCGAUCUGGUACCUCUAUCAAGAAGCCCCGCCGCCCAUCUGUACCAAACGCAAUGCAUGAACCUCAAUCUACGUUAGUUGCUCUGCCGGAAACCUUCAGCUCGCAUCAGAUAUCACCAGGGAUUUCUUUAGUGGACAACACAACUACAUCUGUUGCAGUACCCAGUCACCCACCCAACAAAAAAGUUCCAGAUUUUACAUCCAGUGAUAUUUAUUGUGGAUUAUGUACGUCAGAGUUGGAUUGCGUCUGUCGACAGGUAGGGCUGAAGCCACCUUUACAAAGCGUCGAUUUCUCGGUCAACGAUCUCGGAGGCAAUCCGUUGGCGGUUCCAAUCCGGAGACGGGCCCAACCUUCAACCAGUAGUGUCUGGAGGAUAGUGACAGAAGACGACUCUGCGACUCCCUUAGCGGCCUCGCCUGAGACAGAACCUGCCUUGGCACGCGAAUGCAAUGGUAACCCGAAGGACUGUCCGGCGUGUCGCGAUGAUCCUUUCGGGCAGGCGUUUUGCGCAGCAUUAAAUCAAGCCACAGCCACCCAAGGACCUGAAUCGAAUUCCGGAGCGACGAAUGAAUCAGCAACGGGCGUUGGAAGUACAACUACUAGGAAGAUGCAGCGGUCCGACCCAAUAGUUGAUGCUUACAUGAGUAUACCUUGUUGUGGUGACCCCGAACUAUGUGGUUCACAAAACUGCUUUGAUAACACACCGUCGCCCACUCCAGUAGACAAUGACAAGAAAGUCUCGUGUUCGGAAGCCUGGAGGCAAUUAAAAGCCCACCCGAAUAUUGGAUUGGCGAAUCUUCAGCUCUUGGCCGACGUGGUUGCUCGUAAAUCUGCUCCUCACUCGGCCUCUUCAUCUUCUGCCGACCACAAUUCUUCAUCAAUGUAUCACCCCCAAAACCAGUCUCACGAGCGGGAAUCUAAUUUAAAUUGGACAUCUUCUCAGUCGAUACUUGAAACCGAAGAUUCAAUCUUCCGUCCUCAUGUGACUCUUUCCACUGUAUUCGAAAACACCCAUAACGAUUUUGACGACGACGACCCAAAUUACCAUCGUCAACCGAAUAAUCCAUCCCUUCAAGCUAGUUGCUCGUCCUCUGAAGAUUCGAUUCACAGAAAUCAUCUUAACAGCUUUGGCAGUGGUUUUAGACACCAUCGACAGCCGCAUCAACAGAAUCUUUCCUCCAGUACUGAGACUCAUCCAUCUUCCGGCAAAAAGGUUAAAUUCGUGGAGAAGGAGUCUUUGGACCAAGCAUUAAGAAUGCUGGAUCGCGCGAUCUAA